UAAAUAUUGACAGUUAAAGUUGAAAAGAGAAAUGUUAUUGUUGUGAAAGGGGGCGAUGAGCGAUGAAUUUUCCGAAUAGUAAUCAGAUUUCGGGUCGAGUCAGGUGUAAUUUAUGGAUUCCACUGAUUACCCAACAACUGAGGCUGCGACACUUGUUCAGAGUAAUUGCAUACAAUGUGAAGUCCACAACAACUGUUGGGUUCCACUUUACCCUUCACACAACUGCAAUGUGUGCACCAAUCUAUACCAGUGAAAAGGUUCUCAGUGAGAAUCCAAAAUGGGGAGAUAUAGAAAUUAGUGAAAUUCCAAAUCUAUCAACAAAAGCUUUCGUAUUGAGAAUAUGGAAUGAUUGUGAGUUGAUCUUAACCUGGGGCAUAAACUUGUCAGGUCUAGUAUAUUUAGGCAAUAAAUUUGGAGACAUUUAUCCUGAACUGUUUACUGAGAAUACUGUGAUAUUACACUUACGUGGAGGUUAUUUUACUAGUAUAAAUUGUGUUCGAUGUGAUGUUGCAAGGCCUCUUCCAUUCAUAGACCACCUAAAUGUAGUUAGCACUGAAGAUUCCAUGUACAUUUAUAAAAUAGCGUCUGAUAAGAAUCAAUCAUCGGACGUGAAAAACACGUACAAUCUUAGUAAAUUGCGUAAACUACGUUCGUUACAAAUUAGCAUUCGAAAUAAGAGUUUAGAAGUGCAGGCGCUGAAGGAUAAAAUCGAUUUUAAAUGCCAGGGAGGCUCCGAGAAUGAACGGAAUUGUAAAGAAUCGACUUCAAAGACGAAGACUGACAGUAAUGUUAGAUAUGCACCGCAAUUGCUUACGAUGACUUCGCUGAAUAAAAUGCUGCACGAAAAACCUACGCGAUUGCAAAGGUUGGAAAUGCAGAGGCUACAGAAAGAAAUCGAGGUGUCGAAAUUGAGGACGAAAAUGUUGUCGCAGGAACGCGACAGGAAGCAAGCGGAAAUCCGACGGAUGAAAAGCAAAUAUAGGGGAAUGCAGGAUGAAAAUUCUGAAAAAAGUUCACAAUUGAUGGAGAAUUUUAUGCAUUUAAGUAAAGAAAUUGAGAGACUGAGAGAACGAAAGAGAGAAUGUUCUCACCAGAAGGAUAUUCUCCACCAUAUAACAUCCAAAUUACAUUAUAGAAGGCGACAGCUAAUGUCUGAAUUAUUGAUGCUAUACCCAAUAGAACGCGUCAAGGAUGAUAAAUACUUAGUAAAUUGCGUAUAUUUACCACCUUCGAACAUAAUAGCAGAAUGCACGGACAACGGUCUCUCUGUGGCUUUGGGAUACGUAAGUCAUAUUUUAAUAAUGUGCGCUUCUAUCCUGCAGGUUCCUCUUCGUUAUCCCAUACAUUAUUUUGGUUCUCGAUCUACCAUCGAAGAUCAAAUCACUGCUUCCUUAUCAGAGAAAACUAGAGAGUUUCCUUUAUAUACAAGAGGAAAAGAUCGGAUGCAGUUCAACUAUGCGGUUUAUCUGUUAAAUAAAAAUAUUGCCCAAUAUUUGUACAUGUUAGGAGCUCGAACACCUGAUCUCAAAGCGACUUUAGCCAAUGUUCUAAUUUUGCUUCACGGUAGAGAUAUGGCUAGAUACCCCACUGAUAGAGGAUCACGAUUCAACGAUGUCAUGAGUGAUACAACGAGUCAGUGUAGCCAAGACACAAUCAGGUUGGAAACCGAUGUAUCAUCAAUUUCGAGCCAGCGAUGCUGCAAACCUCCGGUCGAGUACGAAAGAACUUUUAUUUCGCCCGCCAUCAAAGAUACCAAAAUGAGUAUACCGGAAGCCUUUUUAAAUAAGCAGAUGAGCAACAGCUCUUUUAAAAAGUACAUGGAAUUAUGUAAUUCAGAACUAUUAGAUAACUGUGUACCAGUAAAUCAAGCAAUAAUUACUAGAAACGACUGUGAUACAAACGAAGCUACUGCAGGAGUCGAAGAGGGAAAAGAAAUGAUUCCGAUAGAAAUAACGAAGUCACCUGGUGCAGCGGAUAACUCGCUGAUGAAGUCGAAACGUCUCAGCAGAUCACUGGGAUCAUACACGGAUGAGGACAAAGGCCUAGAGCUUUGUGCAAGUAUUGAAUUGAGUUCGGAUCCGUUAUUGAACGUUUCGUCUUCCGAUACCAGCAAGGAGAACAGUGGUGAAUCUGCGCAGCAAGAGUUUCUGCAUAAAUGGUUGAACAGCGGUCCAAUUGUCUGUUCGGAAGAAAACUUGUACCCAGACGAAUUCCUGGGUAGCACCUCCCACAGCUCCGCCCACGACAGUCCACUUACUUUGCGCACGGAUGCCUUGCUUAAGACUACCCCUUUCAAUUUGGUCAAACCAAAAUUUUAAGUAUAUACUUUUUUAAACUGUUAUAUAAUGGGAUGCAACUAAUAGUGAAGAAGCCAAAACCAAAAUCGUAUAACAAAAUCUAUUGUUUAAAUACAAUCCAUUUGUUUAUAGUACUUUAUUUUGCUAUCUUCUUUUUCUGUUAAGGUACAAUUUAAUUUAUUAGUAGUUUACACUCAAGUCUGUUUAUUUAUAUC
This is a messenger RNA of Nicrophorus vespilloides, 2512 nucleotides long. RefSeq names its product UV radiation resistance-associated gene protein (gene Uvrag). Gene Ontology annotation, biological process: SNARE complex assembly. The transcript is spliced from 8 exons. Gene Ontology annotation, cellular component: endosome; lytic vacuole. Gene Ontology annotation, molecular function: SNARE binding. The record is from RefSeq and is a predicted model, not a curated record. NCBI's taxonomy places the organism in Eukaryota, Metazoa, Arthropoda, Insecta, Coleoptera, Silphidae. The coding region runs from base 63 to 2318 and encodes 751 amino acids.